AUAAAUGUCAAGCCUGUUAUUCACAAAAUCCCGGUUCUUCUGAUAAUAAUUUAGCAUUUGAAGAAUUGACAAAAUAUAUUAGUCGAUCGCAAUCUCAGUGUGAUGAAAACAUUGAUGUGUAUAAAUGGUGGCAAAAUUCGAAACAUGAAUUCCCACUCUUGCAAGGGAAUAUUUGCCUUUGGU
Messenger RNA from Dentiscutata heterogama, 183 nucleotides. The record is from the annotation of a GenBank genome assembly. Lineage: Eukaryota; Fungi; Glomeromycota; Glomeromycetes; Diversisporales; Gigasporaceae.